AUGGCGAGAGAGCUUGGAGCCGUGGUCAUCAGUGUCUCAUAUCGCAUUGGGCCAUUCCACCAAUUCCCAGCCGCCAUACACGAUGUCGAGGACGUACUAUCAGCAAUUUUGGAUACGAGCGGCAUGUCAAAAGGUGGAAACGUCCUCAGAACCGAGCUGCAGCGGUAUUACAGCAUGACACGCGAAAUGCUGCUUGAGGGCAAGAACAAGAAGCAUGCGCCGCCGCAUCUCGAGAAUGUCACCACUAUCACCCUUGAUCCUACACGUCUGGCGAUAAGCGGCUUCUCCGCUGGUGGAAACAUUGCGCUGAACAUGGCCAUCUCUGUACCACCAUGUCCAGAGCUGAUGUCUUCGCCCACACUCGCGCCCUCUGGUCCUACCCAAUCCUCGCAGCAACGCCCGUCCCCAGCGAAUACCAUGUCUCCUUUGAUGCCCCCAAGGCGAGCAGCGACUGUACUCGACGACGUGAACGAGCCUUGGUCAUCACUUCUACCGCCGCCCCACGCGCAACCAAGAAUGCUUCCCCUACUCCUGUUCUACCCUUCGCUAGACGCAAGACUACUACCGCAUGAGCGACCAAUGAAAGAGAUGCCAAAUGCACUCAGAGGCGAUGACAAGAAGACAGAGAAGCCAAGAACGCCCGGUCUCUUUUCCAUCAUGGGACCUACAUAUCUACCGAGGAAGCUUCGUCCCCACCCUAGAGCGAGUCCUGGCUUGACAAGUCCGGACAAUGUGCAGAAGAACGCGGCUAUCCUGCUUGUUCUGCCUGAGAAAGACACCUUGGCGGUUCAGAGCGACGUCUGGGUCGACAAGAUGAACUCGGGCGGCUGGAACGGCUUCGUUCGAUUCGGCGACGGUCGCGAAGGGGACUGGGACGGUCAUACUGGAGGCUCUGCAGGCUCCUCCGUUCCUCAAGGCAAAGAUAACGGAGGACUUGAAGUCUGGCACGCGCCCGGAUGCCGACACGGCUGGACGCAGUUUCCAGAUACUUUUGUGCCCAAGCAUGAGCGCAAGGAGCGCGAGCUCGUAUUCGCCAGGACGCUGGACUUUGUCAAGGAGAAUUGGAACAAGAAACUGGACGUCUCGCGGGAGAAGCAGGGUAAUAUGGAUCCAGUGGGUCGUCCCCUGAGGAUGCCGAGUGAAUUCAGCGGACUUCCGGAGUAA
Messenger RNA from Parastagonospora nodorum SN15, 1164 nucleotides. RefSeq lists its product as hypothetical. Gene Ontology annotation, molecular function: hydrolase activity. The record is from RefSeq and is a predicted model, not a curated record. Lineage: Eukaryota; Fungi; Ascomycota; Dothideomycetes; Pleosporales; Phaeosphaeriaceae. Bases 1 to 1164 code for a protein of 387 amino acids. The transcript has a single exon.